ACAUCAGGUGGAAGCGGUGGAAGCGAGUAGAAAUGAAUAUGAAAUGAUACUAUUACAAUGUCAAGUACUGAUGGGGAAACUAGCAAAAUUUGAGCUCGAUCUAGAUAUUCACAUCUAUACACACAACCAAGUAAAACAAGAAGAGUCUGUUGGUGACAAGACGGGUGCAUUUAGUGUUGUUACCAAGGUCAUUUUGCCAGAUAAAACAGAAGCUGCUCUAAAGAUGAUGCACAAGCCUAUUACUAGUGCAAAUGCAGAUGAUUUUAUGAAAGAAUUUUGCAACUGCAGUCAACUCCAAGACACAAAUUUAGUAAAGUUGUAUGGCUCAAUCAUGCUGUCUCCUUCACCUUGUCUGAAGCUUGGACUACUGUUUGAAUGGUGUGGUGGAGGAAGUCUUGCUGACUUUAUAUCAAGGUCCCAACAACAAGCAGACGACAAAAGAUGUAAUCAUGAAAGAGCUGGCAAAACAAUGAAGCAAAUUCUGGCUGGAGUCAAAUACCUUCACGCACGUAGCAUGAUUCAUCGAGAUCUCAAACCUGAGAAUGUCAUGUUGACAGUAAACGAGGAUGUUCGAAUUGCAGACUUUGCAACAGCCAAACGGCAAGCAGAGAUCACUGGUUUUCAAAUUGUUGGCACAGAUAUCUACAUGGCACCAGAAGUGUAUGACUGUCUUCCCUAUUCGUUGUCUUCCGACAUGUACAGCGUUGGUGUUAUGAUGUGGGAGAUCUGGAAUUGAAAGAGAGUCAGAGAUUGCACUUCAUACAGAUUACAACAAGAUAUUGCACAGUGGGUACUCAAGCAGAAGUUUGAUGGUACUCGUGGACAACUCUGGCAAGAUCUUGCUAAAAGAUGCUUGAGCACAGUACCUACAGAUCGACCAUCAGCAGAACAGGCAUGUAUAGACUUGGUAUGCAAGGAAUGAUAUAAAGUCAAUAAUCAUAUGCAAAUCAAUAACUAUUUCAUAAAAUAGGUGUACGUCUCUUAUGGCAAAACUGCUAGGAGUAAUUAUGUAGUCUGCUUGGAUUUGAAGUGACUCUAGUACAUUGCUUCCUAGAUGAUAAAUUUCCAGUUAUUGGCAGUAGUGAUCAAUAGACAAUAGAUUGUAGAGUGUGU
This is a messenger RNA of Corticium candelabrum, 1113 nucleotides long. RefSeq lists its product as uncharacterized. Gene Ontology annotation, molecular function: protein kinase activity; ATP binding. The transcript is spliced from 3 exons. Lineage: Eukaryota; Metazoa; Porifera; Homoscleromorpha; Homosclerophorida; Plakinidae. The coding region runs from base 44 to 736 and encodes 230 amino acids. The record is from RefSeq and is a predicted model, not a curated record. Gene Ontology annotation, biological process: protein phosphorylation.